Lodderomyces orthopsilosis Co 90-125 is the source of this 918-nucleotide messenger RNA. Its product is annotated as S-adenosylmethionine-dependent methyltransferase. The record is from RefSeq and is a predicted model, not a curated record. The transcript has a single exon. Bases 1 to 918 code for a protein of 305 amino acids. Gene Ontology annotation, biological process: protein methylation. NCBI's taxonomy places the organism in Eukaryota, Fungi, Ascomycota, Pichiomycetes, Serinales, Debaryomycetaceae. Gene Ontology annotation, cellular component: mitochondrion. Gene Ontology annotation, molecular function: protein methyltransferase activity.
AUGCCCCGAAUAAACGGGAAAAUUGUUCGACAAGCGAAGGGAAUAUCAGCUUUAUUGCCACCGCUUCUACCUGCCAAUCGUGAUAUAAAUCGGGCACUUCUAGAGCUCAAGUGGAUCAAGGAGGAGUUACCUAAAUGCCAAUGGGUCUCUGGUGUUAACAGGCGUUUGAAGUUAGAGCCACUUCAAUACAUACUAGGAAGUCAGCCGUUUGGAGACCUCAACAUAAUAUGUAGAAAAGGGGUCUUGAUUCCCAGAUGGGAAACCGAGGAAUGGUGUACCAAGUUGGGUAACCUUCUACAGAAAGAGAAGUUUGGUGGGCAUGGUAUAGUCGAUGCAUGCACAGGGUCCGGGUGUAUUCCACUUCUUUUAACUCACAAACUUGCGUCUGUUAACUUACAUGCUAAUGUUUGUGGAUUCGAUGUGUCGAGAGAGGCGAUUACCUUGGCCCAGGAGAAUUUGAUAUCCAAUGAACGAUCCUAUUUGGAAGGUUCACGUAAGGUGCUGUUUCAAGUAGGGGAUAUUGCAGAUCCAAAUGUAAUUUUCAAACUACCUGUGUCUAAAAUUGAUUUGAUAACGGCAAAUCCCCCAUAUAUACCUUUAGAUGACUUUAAAAAGUCGGUCUUGCACAGUGGUGUUGAAAAAUCAGUUAGGCGGUAUGAGCCUCAACUAGCUUUGAUAGGGGAUAUAACACCUUAUGAACAAUUGUUAGACAAUCUAGUUAUACCCUCAGGGGCGCGAGGGUUUGUAUUUGAAGUCGGAUACUACAAACAAGUUGAAAUCGUGCGUAACUUGUUGGAUAGCAAUUGGGCAGUGGGUUACAUGCGCGAUUCUACAAAUAGAGUAAGGUGUGUUGUAGGAUGGAAGUUACAUACAGAUUUCAAAAUAUUAGAACGUCUAUGCAAUGCCGUAUUAAAAUAA